This is a messenger RNA of Mastomys coucha (southern multimammate mouse), 2416 nucleotides long. It is a transcript of the gene Bcam, whose product is annotated as basal cell adhesion molecule (Lutheran blood group). The transcript is spliced from 15 exons. NCBI's taxonomy places the organism in Eukaryota, Metazoa, Chordata, Mammalia, Rodentia, Muridae. The record is from RefSeq and is a predicted model, not a curated record. Bases 73 to 1941 code for a protein of 622 amino acids. Gene Ontology annotation, cellular component: plasma membrane.
GGCCUCCGCUGCCAGCUUCAGGGCAGCGGAGAGCCUCGCCCGGGCUCAGUCACUGCCGCCACUGCAGGGAACAUGGAACCCCCUGACGCCCGCGCAGGGCUGCUGUGUCUCACCCUCCUGCUGUCGGGCUACUCAGGUGCUCAGGCUGAGCUGCACGUGUCCGUACCCCCACGGGUGGAGGUGAUGCGAGGAGAGGAAAUCGCCCUGGACUGCACUCCACGGGGGCACCCUGAGCAUUACGUGCUGCAAUGGUUCCUUAUUGAUGCUGCCGGGACUCGACACCGUCUGGCUUCUGUGGAGCCACGGGGCUCAGAGUUCCUGGGCACAGUCCACAACUCUCGGGGCCGCACACCCCCAUACGAGGUAGAUUCCCGUGGGCGCCUGGUGAUAGCAAUGGCCCAGGUGGGCGAUGAACGGGACUACGUGUGCGUAGUGAAGGCUGGGGCAGCGGGUACCUCAGAGGCCACCUCAAGUGUCCAUGUGUUUGCGACACCGGAAGCUACGGAGGUGUAUCCCAACAAAGGGACGCUGUCUGUGAUGGACCAGUUUGCCCAGGAGAUUGCCACCUGCAGCAGCAACAACGGAAACCCGGUGCCUCGGAUCACAUGGUACCGGAACGGGCAGCGUCUGGAUGUACCCAUGGAGGUGAACCAACAGGGCUACAUGACCAUCCGUACUGUCCGGGAAGCCUCGGGCCUGUAUUCCCUGACCAGCACCCUCUACCUGAGGCUGCACAAGGAUGAUCGGAAUGCCAACUUCCACUGUGCUGCUCACUACGACUUGCCGUCAGGCCAACAUGGCCGCCUGGACAGCCAUACCUUCCACCUCACCUUGCACUAUCCCACGGAACAUGUAAACUUCUGGGUGGGGAGCCCGUCUACCACGGAGGGCUGGGUACGUGAGGGUGAUGCUGUCCAGCUGCUCUGCCAGGGUGAUGGCAGCCCCAGUCCUGAGUAUUCAUUUUUCCGCCUGCAGGGUACCCAGGAGGAACAGCUGGAUGUCAACCUCAAGGGAAACUUGACCCUGGAGAGGGUGCAUCGGAGCCAGAGCGGAAUCUAUGGCUGCAGAGUGGAGGAUUACGACGCUGAGGAAGAAGUUCUUGUCAAGCAGAUAGAGCUGCACGUGGCCUACCUGGAUCCGUUGGAGCUGAGUGUGCCUGAGGAGCUCUCGGUAUUCCUGAACAGCAGUGGCCCGGUGGUGAACUGCUCCGCUAGAGGCCUGCCUGCUCCUACCGUGCGAUGGACCAAGGAUUCUGUGACCCUUGCAGAUGGCCCCAUGCUCUCUCUCGACUCUGUGACCUUUGACUCAGCUGGCACCUACACAUGCGAGGCGUCCACACCCACAGUUCCCCUCCUGAGCCGCACACAGAGUUUCCAGCUCACGGUCCAAGGAGCACCAGAGUUAAAACCGAAUGAGAUAAAGCCCAAAUCGGGGGAUAGCUGGGCAGAAGGCGAUGAAGUCAUGCUGACCUGCUCCACCCGGGGCUUCCCAGAGCCCAAACUCACCUGGAGUCAGCGAGGCGAUACUCCAGCAGAGCCGCCCUUCGAGGGUAGAGGCUGGAUGAGCAGCUCGCUGAUGGUGAAAGUGACCAGCGCCCUGAGCCGAGAGGGCGUGUCCUGCGAAGCGUCUAACAUCCACGGCAAGAAAGGCCACGUCUUCCGCUUUGGCUCUGUGGCCCCUCAAACUGCCCAGGCUGGAGUGGCUGUCAUGGCCGUGGCAGUCAGCGUCGGUCUCUUGCUACUCGUGGUCGCUGCUUUCUACUGCAUGAGACGCAAGGGGCGCCCCGGCUGCUGCCGGCGAGCAGAGAAAGGGGCUCCGCCAGCCAGGGAACCGGACUUGAGCCAGUCUGGGUCAGAGCGGCCAGAACACACGGGCCUUCUCAUGGGUGGGCCCUCCGGAGGAGGCAGAGGUGGCAGUGGGGGCUUUGGAGAUGAGUGUUGAGGCUGAAGACCUCCCAGAGGCAGUCUCUGGAUCUGGAACUUUGGGCAUCAUCGGAGGACCGGCUCUGAGCACGCCUCCACCUCAGCGCACGCCUCCGCCUCCUUCCUUCUCCAGCCUCGGCCCUCCCUUCCUUCCUCUGCCUGCUGGGCAGGGACCCACAGUGGCCAGCGGCCUUGGAGAGGGAAAGGGGGAGGUGGGGACUGGGAGGGGGGCCUUCCUCCAGGGAAUGUAACUCUCCCAGGCCCCAGAAUAGCUCCUGGACCCAAGCCCAGGGCCCGGCCUGGGACACGGCAUUGAGGGUCGGUAGGCUGGGGCUAUUUUUACCUCCUGUCUCCCUUGCUGGGCACUACCCCCACCUGAUACCCUGCUGUGUAGUCUGACACUGGAGUCCCCAACCCACCCCAUCCCUGCCUUCAUCCUCAGCCCAUCAUUUGUGAACACUGGACUCUGAAAUAAAUGCUGCCUGUCACGUGGA